Messenger RNA from Rhododendron vialii, 1090 nucleotides. Its product is annotated as oxygen-evolving enhancer protein 2, chloroplastic-like. The coding region runs from base 148 to 945 and encodes 265 amino acids. The record is from RefSeq and is a predicted model, not a curated record. NCBI's taxonomy places the organism in Eukaryota, Viridiplantae, Streptophyta, Magnoliopsida, Ericales, Ericaceae. Gene Ontology annotation, molecular function: calcium ion binding. The transcript has 4 exons. Gene Ontology annotation, cellular component: photosystem II oxygen evolving complex; photosystem II; extrinsic component of membrane. Gene Ontology annotation, biological process: photosynthesis.
CAAAAUCCAAAACAACCCAUUUUCCUCCACAUAUCCUUUUGAACAAACAAAACCCAUAGGCCCCAGUAUUUUCAAAACCCAUAUACCUCAUUAAAGUUUCAUCACACACUUUCUUGGAAAAAAGAAGAAGAAAAAUAAGCAGAGAAAAUGGCCUCCACAGCAUGUUUCUUGCACCCCCAUGCAGCAAUCUCUACCCCUACUAGAUCUCCAUCGGUACCACAGCGCCUUCUACCUAGCCUCAAAACCAGCCAGCUAAUCUGCAGGGCCCAGAAACAGGCUGUCCAAGAAGACAGCGCCGCUGCCGCUGCCGUGUCCCGGCGGUUGGCGCUGGGCGUGCUCCUUGGAGCUGCAGCCGUUGGUUCCAAGGUUUCACCCGCCGACGCUGCCUACGGCGAAUCCGCAAAUAUAUUCGGUAAGCCGAAGACAAACACAGACUUCUUGCCAUACAACGGAAAUGGAUUCAAGGUUCAGAUUCCAUCAAAAUGGAACCCAAGCAAGGAGGUGGAGUACCCAGGUCAGGUUCUGAGGUACGAGGACAACUUCGAUACCACCACCAACGUCGCCAUUAUGAUCACGAAAACCGAUAAGAAAUCCAUCACUGACUUUGGCUCUCCUGAAGAAUUCCUCUCAAAGGUUGACUAUUUGCUAGGGAAACAAGCCUACUCUGGCAAGACCGUGUCUGAGGGUGGUUUUGAUCCUAACGCGGUGGCGACGGCAAACAUAUUGGAGACAUCAACUCCGGUGAUCGGUGGGAAACCCUACUACUACUUGACGGUGUUGACAAGGACUGCUGACGGAGAUGAGGGCGGGAAGCACCAAUUGAUAACGGCCACCGUGUCUGAUGGUAAGCUGUACAUUUGCAAGGCCCAAGCCGGAGACAAGAGAUGGUUCAAGGGAGCUAGGAAGUUUGUCGAGAGCACAACUAACUCUUUUAGUGUUGCUUAAGCAACACUCCUACUAUUUACGUAAAACUGGAGGCCGCUUGUAUGUAUCGUAAAUCUUCAAGAAAUGGUGUUUGGUUGGGAUUUCUGGAACAUUCGUCCCAAAUUUCAGUGCUGUUCGUUUAAAGUAAGGAACCUAACACCGGGAA